Molecule: messenger RNA, 1778 nt
Organism: Arabidopsis thaliana (thale cress)
Lineage: Eukaryota; Viridiplantae; Streptophyta; Magnoliopsida; Brassicales; Brassicaceae
Product: Bifunctional dihydrofolate reductase/thymidylate synthase
Exons: 10
Coding region: 293-1762 (489 amino acids)
Biological process (GO): dTMP biosynthetic process; one-carbon metabolic process; tetrahydrofolate biosynthetic process
Molecular function (GO): transferase activity, transferring one-carbon groups; oxidoreductase activity; dihydrofolate reductase activity
Source: RefSeq, marked reviewed
UUUUUUUUUAAUGUAUACACAAGUUUCAAGACUGUUUAAGCUAACUUUAGAUACAUUAUUUCCUUCCUCCUCCUAUACGUUGACUAUUUUAGUUUUUCCUUUGAUUCCAGUUUUUGAUCCAUCCAAGAUUCCUUUAUUGCAUAAUUCUAAUCGCUCAUAGAUUUUGCAGUUGAUCGAUCAUAAAAAGCUUAUUACAGGAUCUUUCUAGAUUUCAAGAAAACUCCAUUACUUGCAGUUGUUGUGUCUUUUUAUCAGCUCAUUGGAUUCUUGGUUGAUUUUUAAGUUUCAGAAUAUGGCUUCUACUGGUGAAACUAUAUGUAACAAUGGCCAAAGCGCAGUUUCAGUAACAAGGAGGAGGAGUUACCAAGUUGUAAUAGCGGCGACAAGAGACAUGGGUCUUGGUAUGGACAUGAAACUUCCUUGGGAUCUACCUUCAGAGUAUCAGUUUUUCCAAGAUGUUACAACUAGGACAUCCGAUCCCACGAAGAGGAACGCGACUAUAAUGGGAAGAAAAUCAUGGGAAUCUACUCCUCUAGAGAUUCGUCCUCUUCCUGGUCGGCUCAAUAUUGUCUUGACAAAGUCUAGCUGCCACAACAUUGCCAUUGAUGAGAAUGUACUGGUGUCUAGUAGCAUGGAAUCGGCUCUUGAACUUCUAGCCACUGAGCCCUAUUCCUUGUCCAUUGAGAAGGUCUUUGUCAUAGGAGGCGGCGAGUUGUUAAGGAAUUAUAUGAAUGCAUCCAUCUGUGAUGCUAUCCACCUAACCGAAAUCGAUAUAAGCGUGCCAUGUGACGCAUUUGCACCGAGAGUGGAUACUUCUCUGUACCGUCCGUGGUACUCAUCAUUUCCAGUUGUGGAAAAUGGAAUUCGGUAUAGUUUCAACACUUAUGUCCGAAGAAAAGAUGCCAUUGUUGGCUCCGGUGAAAAGAAAAGUGUUGCUGAGUCAGAUUUGAAGGAGUACUCGUUUUUGCCUAAGAUGGUUUUCGAGAGGCAUGAGGAGUUUGGUUACUUGAAUCUUGUUCAAAACAUUAUAUCUAGUGGAGACAUGAAUGACAAUAGUACUCUUUCUAAAUUUGGCUGUCAGAUGCGGUUCAAUCUGCGCAAGACUUUCCCGCUUCUCACGACCAAGAAAAUAUUCUGGCUUGGUGUUGUAGAGGAAAUACUACAACUUAUCAGUGGUUCAAACAAUCCCAAGGAAAACGGUAGUCAUAUAUGGGACACCGAUGAGGCAAAAGAAUAUCUUGACAGUUUCGGAGUGAAUGCCACCGAAGAAGAUGGAGACAACCCAUUCUUGCAUGGACUUCACUGGAAACAUUGUGAUGCUAGUCAAGAAUUCAGUCAGCUCUCUGAUGUUAUAAACAAAAUAAAGAACAAUCCUCAUGAUCAAAGGAUCAUGCUUGCCGCUUGUAAUCCAUUAGAUUUCAAGUUGUCGGUAUCUCCUUGUCAUACGUUCACACAGUUCUAUGUGGCAAAUGGUGAAGUUUCUUGUCAAAUAUACCAAAGCUCAACCGAAGCGAGUAUCGGGAUUCCUUUCAGUAUCGCUACAUACUCUCUUUUGACAUGCAUCAUCGCUCAUGUUUGCGAUCUUGGAGCUGGUGAUUUCAUCCAUGUGAUUGGACAAGCCUAUAUUAACAAAGCUCACGUCAAGGCUAUACAAAAACAGCUUCAAAUCUCCCCUAAACCCUUCCCGAUUUUGAAAAUCAACCCUGAGAAAAAGAAGAUGGACAACUUUGAGGCCUCUGAUUUGGAACUCAUGAGGAUAUAACUUGCUUCACAAAGAC